This is a messenger RNA of Apis mellifera (honey bee), 4089 nucleotides long. RefSeq names its product trimethylguanosine synthase (gene Tgs1). Gene Ontology annotation, cellular component: nucleus. Gene Ontology annotation, biological process: 7-methylguanosine cap hypermethylation; 7-methylguanosine RNA capping. The record is from RefSeq and is a predicted model, not a curated record. The coding region runs from base 551 to 3838 and encodes 1095 amino acids. NCBI's taxonomy places the organism in Eukaryota, Metazoa, Arthropoda, Insecta, Hymenoptera, Apidae. The transcript has 9 exons. Gene Ontology annotation, molecular function: RNA cap trimethylguanosine synthase activity.
AAGCAAUAGUUAUCGAUUGAACAUUGUAACGUGUUAUAAUAUGAUGAUAAUCAGAAGCAACUUCACGAUGGUGUGCUGUUCAAGAAAUGGCGGAUUGUUUUUACACGGGGGAGUUAUAAAAAUUUGAGCGUGAGACAUGUGGGUGUUGUGACGAUUCACGAGCAAGUAGUCAAUUAAACACUUCUGUCGGCAUGAGUGACCGUUUUUGGGAACCUUUAGCCGAAGUGUACAUCGCAAAACAAGCAGAGUCUUCUGACUCUGAUAAUUACAUUUAUUGUCUUUGCAGCAGAGUAUUUAUUCGCCGUAGCAUACUUAUUAUUUCUUGGAAAAUUGAAGUUAGUACUUGCUUAUCGAUCAGUGGUGUGACACAUGACCUAACCUUGACACCCACUCAAAUACGAGCUAGGUCAUAAUAUAUUUUUUGAAAAUUUUAUUCAAUUUUUUCUUUAUUCAACAUCUGUUAACAACAUGAAAUCCAGAAGUUUAUACAGUCCUUGCUCUAGAGGAUGGUAGUGAAGAUGAAGAUGUUGAAGGUGAUUGUGUUGAAGAAAUGUUAGACCUUCAUAAAAGGUCUAUAAUAGAAACACAAUCUAUUGAAAAACAUGAUGAAGAACCAGUGAGCUGUUACUGCAGUGCAUCACACACAGACAACAAUUAUUCCACAGAUGAACAUGACUCUGUUCGUGAUUCGGCUCAUCGUCCUACUGCACAUUCCCUCACGCAAAAAUUGGGUCUGCAUCAAUCAGAUUCAGGUGCAGAUCUAUCUGAAUAUCAUGAUCAACAUGAGGCUAAAAGCAUACAAAACUUAUUGGCAUCAUAUGGAAAGACUUUUCAAACUACAGAGACUGAACUGGAAGAUGAAUUUGAUAAAGUGAAUAUACUUGUACAGCACCAAGAAGAUAAAGACUUAAAAUUUGAAUCUAAAAUAAUAAACAUUCACUCAUCAGAUCAUCUUACAAAUAGUAUCGAAGUUUUAAGUUAUGAUCCAUCCAUUUGUAAUGAAAAUGAAUUUCAUAUAGAAAAUCCAUUAUGUAAUUUAGAAGACAAAGAUUUUGAGAUACAUAAUAUAUUUAAAAAUGUUUCUUUGAAUGAUGGUACAUCACAAUCUUAUAAAGAAGAUGUUACACUUAAAUACAAGUGUGAUCAUAAAUCUCGUGAUUAUCCAUAUUAUUCUAUGUACUCUAAAACUAAGAGUAUAAUGGAUAUUGCAUGGGAAAAAUAUUGGUCUGAAAAUGGUGAACGCAUAAUUUGGACAACUUGGAUUAGAAAAUAUGCAGAUUAUAUAAAUCCAGAAUAUUUACAACAAAAUGUACAUUUAAUAAGUGACGAAAAAUUAGAAAUGAAAGAAGCUAUUGAAAAAUUUUCAGAACAAAAUACAUGUUUUCCUAGUCAAGCACAUAGAAAUUGUGAACUUGAUCGCUCAAAUUUUGAAGGAAUAUUUAGCAAAACUAAUAAUAUUGAUGACAAUGAAAUAAAAGUAAAAGAUACAUAUAGUAUUAAUUUUUCGUUCGAUGAUGUAAGUAAACAAGAAGUAAGUGAUAAAGAUGCAGAAGAUAAUAGAAAAAAAUUAACAAAUUUCGAAACAUCACCAGAAACUGGAGAUGGUUGGAAUCCAUUAAGUCCAUUUAGUAUGGAAGAAAGUUAUAAUCAGCAAUCUAAUGCAGAAGAUGAAAGACUUUUAACAAGAUGUGAUUCUAUUAAUGAGUCAAUAGCAAAGACAAAUGCAACAUCAGAUUCUAUGACAAAUGUUACAAAAAUGACUCUUACUAGUUCUAGUUGUGACUCCAUUUCUACAAAUUCAUCUAGUCUCAUCAGUUCUGUAACAAGUUCCAUUGAAAGCAAUAUAACAAAUACGAGUUCUGAUCAAGAAUAUGCUCCAGAAGAUACUGAUAAAUAUUGGCAACAUUUAUGGAAAGAAAAUUUCCAAAUAGAAUAUCAAAAUCAUUAUAAAUUAUUUAUAGAAAAAUACAAAAGGGAGCAAUCUGAGAUUAUGAGUGAUCAAAAUUAUAAUCAGGAACAUAAUGAUAUAGAUAUGAAAGAACAAGAAAGUGAUGAAAGUAUAGACCAAGACUUUACACAGAAAGAAAUAGAUACUCCUAAUAAAAUUAAUAUUUCUGAAAGUAAAAAUGCAUCUAAUAAAAAUUUUUCUUAUGCUAAAAAAGAAAAAACAAAAAAGAAACGAUUAAUUAUGGAAUCAGUGGGAAUGCUUAUUCAAAAUUUAAUAGUAAAAUCAAUAGAAAAUGAACCUAAUUCAGAUAAAAAUGAAAAAAUUAAUGAAAUGGAAUGUUCACAAGAAGUUGAGCAGGAAAUUAAUCAAACUUUAGUCAUACAGAAUGAAAAUAGCACAAUUAUUUCUAAUGAUAACAGUAGUGUUAAAAAAAAAUAUCCUAAUGGAGGAGAUGGAGAUGAUCCUAAUGAAGAUAAACCUAUAAUAUUAAAACGAAGUCAUGAAGCUGAAUAUGAGGAGACAGGAGAAGGUUUAGAAUCGGUAAAAAAAGCAUUUUCAUUGAUGGGAUAUACUUUCAACGAAAAUUAUGAGCAAUCAAAUUUCCAAGGAGAAGUAGUAUAUAGAAAAAAAAAUAUUAGGUUACAAAAUAGACAAUUAAAAAUGAAAUAUUAUAGAUCCAAGCCAGCAAAUAAGCAUAUAUACUUUGAUGAUAAUGGAGUGGAAAUUACUAACACUAUAGACAAAGUGAAACAUUAUUUAUCAUAUUGUCCUGUUUUGCCAUCAGCAACAACAGAAUCACAACCCUCUGAAAAAGGUUCCUACACAGCACAAUUUACAUCAAGUUCUGAUGAUGAAUGUGAUCGUAGUCUUAAGAAAAAAUUGCAAACAAAACGAUUUGUAUUUAGUAAACCAAGCACAAGUUCAAUAGAUUCAGGAGCAGAUAAAAAACAAUUUAAUGAUGUUCAUGAUACAUUAAACAUAUUUGAUAAUAAGAAUGAUGUUUUUCAAAGUAUCAAAAAUGAUAAUAUAUACUUUGAUCAAGAUGAAACGAGUGAUUCUACAAAAUGUGUAUCAGAAGAUCAUUUUCCUGAACAAGAUAAUGAAAACUUUGAUGCAUUAAAUAUCGAUAUGGAUAUAGAUGAAAAUCAUAGUAACAACGAAAUACAAAAUAUGAAAUUAUCAGAUGAAGAUAGUAUAAAAAAAACCUUAAAGAAAAAACGAAAGAAACAAUCUAAAAGAAAUAUAAGCCUUCCAAUAGAAAUAGAUAAUGAUAAAACUUUAAUAAAAUAUUGGUUAAAAAGAUAUCGUCUAUUUAGCAAAUUUGAUCAAGGCAUUAAAUUGGAUCGUGAAAGUUGGUUUUCCGUAACACCAGAAAAAAUUGCCGAGCAUAUAGCCGAAAGAUGCAAAUGCGAUACCAUAAUUGAUGCAUUUUGCGGUGCAGGAGGAAAUGCUAUACAAUUUGCUUUCACGUGUGAAAGAGUAUUAGCGAUAGAUAUAGAUCCAGUUAAAAUCGAACUCGCUCGAAAUAAUGCUCGAAUUUAUGGUGUUGAUGACAGAAUAGAAUUUAUUGUUGGAGAUUUCUUUACACUCGCAUCAAAGUUAAUCGCAGAUGUUGUAUUUCUAAGUCCACCAUGGGGAGGACCAGGAUAUGCUAAGAAUGAAACUUUUGAUCUCAAUAACAUUAUGCAUCCCAUUGGUGGAGAAAAUUUAUUUAAUAUAGCAAGAAAAAUCACAGAUCAUGUGGCCUACUUUCUACCUAGAAAUGUAGAUACUAUGCAGCUUGCCAUGUUAGCCGGAGUAGGUGGUGGUGUAGAAGUGGAGCAGAACUUUCUGGACAAAAAGUUAAUAGCUUUAACGGCAUAUUAUGGCGAACUGCCCAGGGACUGUUAGUUGUGAUAUGAUGUGUAAUUUACGAGAAGAUCCGUAACAGCUGCUUAAAAAAAGGAACUUCUCACAUUUUAUGGAUAAUUAGCUGUAAAUAAUAACUCGUAUCAAUUUGCUUAGGCUAUUCUGAAAAGCAGUAUUUUUUAUUUCAUUUCACAUUUUUUUUUUACAAAAUGCAUAUAAAACGCCGUUAUAUACUAUAAUUUACUUAGCUAUUUUUUAAACUUUCUAUUGAAUUUUUAAAAAAUAUGUUUACA